Molecule: messenger RNA, 171 nt
Organism: Neurospora tetrasperma FGSC 2508
Lineage: Eukaryota; Fungi; Ascomycota; Sordariomycetes; Sordariales; Sordariaceae
Exons: 1
Coding region: 1-171 (56 amino acids)
Source: RefSeq, a predicted model, not a curated record
AUGUUUGUUUUUUAUUACAUCUGCAUCAGAAAAGCAUGUCUUGAAUGGUGUCACGGCAAGGGAAGACAAAAUAGACGGGUUUAUGUUAGAGGCUGGAAAAGCGACAACGAAAAGGGCGUUAUUCUGGAGUUGUCUAACGGAAGAGGAGAAACGGAAACCAGGGCAGCCUAG